AUGGAAAUCCCUUUGAAAUCGAAACCAAAAGUGUCCAUGGUUGGACUUGUGGAUGAGGCAAAGUUCAACGUUGAACACAGACCCGGGCCAAAUGCAAGUGCAGUUGGUGGUGGUGGCCCAAUCCACCACGUUCCCAGCAUGAGUUCCAUGAAGAAGAAGAACCCCAUCGAGCGUAUCAAGCGAGACGCAAAUGCGCUACCACCGAGCUCCAAUACCGAGCCCACAUUGCAUAACUACAAGUUGACCAGAACGUAUUCCGAGUCAGAAACCAACAACUUUGAUCUGGAAACCGGUCAUAGACUUUAUGAUGACGGGAAGAUCCGUCCGAGCAUGUCGCGGGUGAAUUCUGGUCUGCGUGACUACUACACUGUCGACGGAGAUAUGGACUAUAGUGACAAGAACGAUGUCCUCACGAUGUCAACGUCACCAAAGAAGAAAUCAUUGAACAGACUUUACUCGAGAUCUCACGAUGAACUUGUGGGUUCAUUCCCUGAGGGUGUUGUUGGUCUUGAAGAUGAGUACAUCCCGGGGCUUGAUUUUGCCAACACCGUCUACAAAUGGAAUACAAUCGAUGACUACACGAACGGGCAUUUGAGAAGUAAUGGAACAUCUACAUCCACCACUCCACAGAGUAGAGAAGCGUCAUACCUUGACUUAAACUUACUUCAUUCUCAGGUGGCUCCACAACCUAUAGUCCGGGGAGCACUGCAAAUUGGGAAUUUAAGUUUUACAAAGUUGAAUGACUUUAUGAAACUUCGGACUCCACAACAAUCUGUCAACACUAGAAAUGAGCCAACCGCAUCUACUACAACUCUAACUCCAGAUCAAGAUCCUCUUGACACCCACAAGAGCAAAAAACUUAAACUGGGUGGCCAUACAGCGGCAGCCACCUCUUCAAGGAUGGAAGAUCAAUUGAUCAACCCAGACACUGGGGUUGUUAACUACGAGUACAUCCUCAAUUCACUUCCAAGUAACUUUAAUGAUCUUCCAUAUUCCCAAAGAAGAAAACUUAUCAAGUCAUAUUCAGAAUCCAUUGAUUAUUCUCAAUUUUCGCUUGUGGCAAAGCAAUUCUUUACCGACAAGUUUGGAUCUAGCGGAUCUUCAUCCGGUAGACUCCCAGGAAGUGGAGGAAGCUUCAUUAGGAAAUCAAGAAGAAAUAGUGCGAAUACAAUUGCUGGGCGGUUACUUGCACUUUCAUCAUCUUCAGAUUUACUGAAAUUAGCAGAAAAGUUGAAACCAAAAAUUAAUGUGGACGAAAAGGGAGCAGUUGUAUUGGGUUAUGAAUUAGGUAAGGUUAUUGGAUUUGGUGCUUGGGGUACUAUUCGUGAAUGCAAAGAACAAGAGAAUGGCAAUAAAAGAGCCUGCAAGAUUGUCAAAUCCUGUCGUUUUGAAUCUGGCUCACCACCUAGUAGUGGUGGAAUAGGGUCCUGUUCUCCACUGCGGGCGUCUCCCAAGUCGCAAGCACAUCCAAGGAUUUUGGAAGUGUUCCGUAAGGAAAUUCAAAUUUGGAAACAACUCAACCAUCCAAACAUUCUUCCAUUAUUGGAUCAUCUUGAGACAGAAACUGCCAUUUUUUGUAUUACUGACAGAAUAUUUGGCGGGACUUUGUUUGAAGUUGUUUCCAGUUGGGGUGUAUUUGAUAGUGAUAUCAACAAUACCCAGGGACCAUUAGGAUUUCUGAUUGAAUCUCAACGACAAAGAAUUGAUACAACUGUGAAUUUUGCUACUCAAAUUGUCGGAGCUCUUACAUAUAUGCACCAAGAGAAGGGAAUUGUUCACGGUGAUAUCAAACUUGAAAACGUGUUGGUAGAUGAUCAUAGUGAUAAAAAUCAUCGGAGAAUGGUUCUUUGUGAUUUUGGAAUGUCACGUAUCUAUAGUUCAAGACUUAGUAGAAGAUCAUCCGUUUCUCGUACCCGUGGAUUGAGUCCCAGUGAACUUAUGAUGAGAAGUAAAUCAUCAACUACCAACGUGAGGAAACCGUUAAGUAGUUCAGAUUCUUUAAAUACGAGAUUUUUAUUCAAUGAUGAUUCAAAAAUUGGGAUUUCUCAAUUUGAAAGACCUCAUGGUCCAUCACUUCAAUCUUUAGAUUUAACUCCAACCCAAUCACAGGAAUCGCUUGUUCUCACAAAGGAAUUCCAUAAUAGAACUCGAACUGUUUCUGGAAUUGAAUCCGACCUACCGCACCUGCAUAUCGGCUCUUUACCAUAUGCAUCUCCCGAGCUCUUACUCCCGUCGCCGCCUCCAUUAGGUCCAUCAGCCGAUAUUUGGGCCUUGGGGGUUAUGUUAUACACGAUGGUUGUUGGGAAACUUCCAUUCCAGCAUCCAUACGAGCCAAGAUUAAGAGCCAUUAUAUCUGCCGGGAAGUACAAUAAGGAAGAAUUGCAAAAGGCAUGUCUAACCCAAUUUAUUUUAGAUGAAAGUUUCUUUACUAAAAAGGUGGAAUCUCUGUUGGUUGAUUUGAAAAGACAAGAAGAGAUACAGAAUUUAAAGAAAUCAUGGGAUGAUUAUGACCUGAGCGAAUAUCAAUGGAUACAUGACUUGAUAGCUGGAUGUUUGGAACUUAAUAUAACGAAAAGAUACGACUUGGAAACAAUUUUCAAUUUCUUACAAGAACACAUCAAAUAA
Messenger RNA from [Candida] anglica, 2625 nucleotides. The record is from the annotation of a GenBank genome assembly. NCBI's taxonomy places the organism in Eukaryota, Fungi, Ascomycota, Pichiomycetes, Serinales, Debaryomycetaceae.